Lutzomyia longipalpis is the source of this 2272-nucleotide messenger RNA. RefSeq lists its product as uncharacterized. The transcript has a single exon. NCBI's taxonomy places the organism in Eukaryota, Metazoa, Arthropoda, Insecta, Diptera, Psychodidae. The record is from RefSeq and is a predicted model, not a curated record. Bases 405 to 2216 code for a protein of 603 amino acids.
AAUAAGGAAGUGACCAGGAUGGGCAAAAAGGUACAAUUUUGAGAUUUAUUCAUUUUCCCUUCAUACAAGAUCGGAACUCUUCAUUUCAGUCCAAGAUUUUUCAUACAAGAAAUGCUGUAAAAAGGCGUAGAAAACGUACACCCAAAAAUUACUUUGAGUACCCAAUUGGGGUGACUUCCGGCACGGCUCAUUUGCAUUUUACCCCCUCUGAGAGUCUCUGUGCCUGUCUUGUUGCAUACUGUUUCUCCUUCAUUAAUCCCGAACGCUCCUGGACACCAGAAUUCAUCAAUGAUGUGCUCCACUCGGUUGCUCAGCAUGAUUUGGUACUCAAUGCAGACUUCCAUGGGGCGCUAUCAUCCAUCACCACGUCAUUCCUCCUUGACAAAUACACCGUGGAUGUGUGGAUGUCAGAAAUCACAUCGGGAGUUAUGAAUCAAGAGACGGAGGUUGUUUUUGAGAAGCUGAGAAGUUGCUUUGAGACCCGGAGGGCAGUUUUAAUUCUUCCCGGAGACGAGAGUAUCGCCAUCUGGACACGAGAUGAUCAUUUUGCAUAUUUUGCCUUCAUCCCAAGCCGGGAGAGUCUCUUCCUCGUUGCUAAGCUGGAAGAUUUGGUCACAACGAUGAAAUUCAUCUUCAAUUCAGACACAUUCUACCGGAUUUGCGAAAUGGAAGUGACAAAAUUAGAGGAAGCGAGCACAGGGAUGAUUCCGGAUAAUUUACCCGGGAGAGGAUACGUCGAGAUUGAUGAGGAUUUAGCCAUUCUUCGGGGAACUCUUCAACUUGGAACUCUUCAGGCAAGCAAUGGAGAUUCUCAGGGACUUUUUGCAGGCUACACAGCCAUUAUCUUUGCCCAUGCAACACCUCUCAAUUCCUGGGAUUCAGACACACUCGAUAGAGUCCUUAUGAUGAGUGAGAGUCUCACAAGAAAGUCCCUGAAUGCGGGAAAAACGAAAUUCUCCUAUUUUGUCUCAUGUGGCCCCUUUCGGGUGCAUCUGGACACGGAAAUUACUUUCUACAGGGAUUUUGCGGAAAUUCUGGAAGAUCGGCAUCAUCUUGAGCGAACUUUGGCGGCUGGAUGGUCACUUGUAAUGGAAUUCAGUGGAAUCUACUGGACAAUAAUGCUGCAGAAUAUUUUCUAUCUCUUCAAUCCCUAUGAGAAUUCCAAUGCUUUUGGAUCAUCCCUGCAAAUGCAUCAGAAUUUACGGAAUGUCCUGGGAAUUGUGGGCAGUGCAGUUGGUGAGGAUUCCAAGGCAACUGUUCACAUUGUGAGAAUUGUAUCUUGCGAGGAGGCAGGAUCAACUACACCAACAACACAAAAUCCCGAAAUUCCGGAAGAAUUGGAGGAAGUUGAAAGGGCGCUGGAAAUGUGGGAUCAGGAUGGGCUUGCAAGCCAGGAGGAAUUGCGUGAAAAUCAAGAAGAGAAGGAGAGACAAAUGAAAGAAUUAACUGAAGAGCUCAAGAAGAAACGGAAGGAUAUUCAAAUGAAGCUCAAAAGAGCUAAAUCUCAUGGAGAUUAUCACGAAAGUCCCUCCAGCAGUGUUUCAGAGAGAAUAUCAUCUUGUUCUAGCCUCUCCAACACACUAAAUCCCCCACAGAAUACACCCAGCUUCCACAGGGAUGUAAUACAAGAUGUGCAGGAGAUGCAGGAAGUCGCCGAAAUGAGCAGAGAAAGUCAAGGAAUCGCUCCUGUCCAAGAGAGUAGUCAGGAAGGAAGUAUUAUGGAAUUUUCCGAUGAAUUCCCCGAAUCCCCUUUCCAGGAAAACAAUCAAAUCCCACCAACGGGGAAAACCUUUGAAAUUCCCAUAGAAUCAGUUCCACAAACGGGGAAAACCUUUCAAAUUCCCACAGAAUCAGUUCCAUCAACGGGGAAAACCUUUGAAAUGCACCGAGAACCUCUUCCACCAUCUCGAGACACUUCCCCGUCAGAGACAAUUGCAAAGGAUAAUCUAGUUGUUUUGCAAUCUUCAACAGGAAGCAGAGAGAGCCUGAGCAAACUCCUCCGGAAGGGAUUAACGCUGUCCAGUAGAUUCCUCAUAACAACGCCCAAGAAGCGUUUUCUCCUCUUCCACAGAGCUCAGCAUCUCUUCCUCUAUCGCGGAUGUAUUUGCAAUGUACGCCACUUCCCAAUAGGAGUCACAGAUGAGGCGAAAUUCCUUCGUUUCCGGAAAAUUCACGAAGUUAUCACGCACAUCCGGAAGGCUAAUGCGGAUGAAUAAAUCCACACACACUGUGAAUGUGUAAAAAAUUUAUUUACAGCGAAAUUCUCGUGACG